CCAUGGGGUUGCAAAGAGUCAGACGUGACUGAGCAAUAAUAUAAUAAUUUUAUUUUUAAAAGAACCUAAAUGGGUAUGUGUGUUUUUAGCAAAUAAACACCUGAUAUUGUCUGUCACCCAGCAUCUCUUAUUACUAGCCUUGUUCUACAGAGAUGGUAAUUACAUUCUUAAAGCUUCAAACUGGUGACUUUGGGGGUCUCAAAUACUGCACUUCUCACAACUCUAACUGGUAAUACAGGAGAUGUUAACUAGCUGCAUGUGAAACUUUAAAAUUUCAUUUUCAGCAAAAAGAUCUAUGUAAUUAGAAUGUAUUUGACCACUCAUUCCUGGGCACUAUCAAAGGAGCACAUAAUUCACAAAACUAUUAAGAACACACACAAACAACAACCUAACAGGCUGACUCCAUCAAAAGAAAAAAAACAGCUUUCAAUUUUUCAGAAAAAGCCUUAAGAGGAGAAACGAAACCCUUUUUUUCUCUAGUUAUUUGACAGGUGCUGGCUAAUAUAACUAGAAAGAUGGGAAUGCCUUACUUUUCUUAAAAAAUCUAUUUACUCCGACUUUAUUAAUAAAUAAAUUUUAAAGGAUAUUUGAAGAAGACAACACAUUACAAAUCCAUUUUUAACUUUUUUUUUUUUUUUUUAAGCAACACAACAUAUAUAUCUACUCAAAGAACCUUCAAAAUCCACUUUGGGAAAAAUACCUAAGAAUAUUUCUAAGACAACAAACUACAGUGUCAGUUUGGUUACAUAUCUGAAGAAAACGAAUCUUAGCUGCCAAUUCGACAGCAUUUCUUAAGAACAGCCUAGACUAGUGCCUUUAAAAGUGACAGAGGUAAUUAAGAGAUCUGGAAAGAAAAACGCACUGACUACUCAAAGUUUGUGCUUGCUUAAGGAGCUUUUAAAAACUUUUUGUCAGAAGCUACUUAAAUGUAGUGCCUUGUAUAAACUCAGUUUUAAACUACGUUUUAAUCUUCUUUCAAAGUGAUCCAGAAAGUUGGAAGCAUGGUGUGAUCAAAAUCUUUUCCAAGAUUAGCAGAGGAAGAGAGGGGUCCAAGUACCUUGUAAAAUCCCCCUGCCCUAAAUCCUCCAAAUUAAUGCUAUUAUUUGCAGUCUUUCGAAUCCUGAUUUGGGCAGAACCGGUCCAACAUCACAGAAAGCUGGGGAUGAGCAAGCUUGCCCAUGGAAAGUAGAGGGAAAAGGAGGAAACGCAAUGACUCACUACCAGGAGCUCCUCUGGACUUUGCCCCGAGCCUGACACCGCGGGUGGUGGAUAAGGAAGUUGCUCCAUUCUGCAAGAGAAGCAACCAGACUUUUCACGGAGGGGAAACUCGAAGCCCCAGAGGAGAUGCUGCAGUGAGGAAAAAGCCAGAACGCCCGUCCCGCGCCUCCGUUCAGGUUAACAACAGGAAGGCUGGUCCCGGGCACCCCCCGCCCCUUCCCUCCCCACCCCCACUUAGAGGAGGAGGGGGCGCUCGGUGCAGGAACCGGAGAGGAAUUGCAGGCGGCAGCAGGGCGGGGCUCCACAAGGGGCCCCGGCAGGAGCCAGCUCCCAGGCAGCUGCUUUCAGAAUCGGAAGGAGAGAAGGAGAGAGAGCGGGAAGGAGUCGGUGACCCCGCCCCAGCCCACGCCCAGCCUCCAGGCGGCAUUAGGACUUUUCCGGCUGGGCUGCCCGGCAGCAGGCAGGACGGGGACGCGGACGCUCGCAAACCCAGCCAACACUCCGCAAGAAUGGAAAUCCCUCCGACCCACUACCCGGCAGCCAGGGCGGCCUCGGUGGUCGAGAGCUGCAUCAACUACCAGCAGGGGACCCCGCACAAGGUGUUUCUGGUGCAGACAGUCACACAAGCCAGCCUGGAGGAUAUUCCAGGAAGAGGACAUAAGUAUCGCCUUAAAUUUUCUGUGGAAGAAAUUAUCCAAAAAGAAGUUACAGUGAACUGCACAGCUGAAGUACUGUACCCUCUAAUGGGACAAGAUACUGCACCAGAAGUCAACUUCACAUUUGAAGGAGAGAUUGGAAAAAACCCAGAUGAAGAAGAUAACACAUUUUAUCAAAGACUCAAGUCCAUGAAGGAACCACUAGAAGCACAAAAUAUUCCAGACAGUUUUGGAAAUGUACCUCCAGAAAUGAAGCCAGUUCGACAUUUAGCCUGGGUUGCCAGUGGUUAUAUAAUAUGGCAAAAUUCUACUGAAAAUACAUGGUAUAAAAUGGCAAAAAUUCAAACUGUCAAGCAAGUGCAAAGAAAUGAUGACUUCAUCGAGUUAGACUACACUAUUCUCCUUCAUGACAUUGCAUCUCAGGAGAUUAUUCCUUGGCAAAUGCAAGUUCUCUGGCAUCCACAAUAUGGUACUAAAGUAAAACAUAAUAGCCGUCUGCCAAAGGAAGCACAAUUGGAAUAAACAAGGACCAUAACACUGGAUAAAGUGUAAACACGCUUGUUAAUGAUGACCUGUAUACCAGUCUUCACUGAUAUCUAGCUUAAGGGGUUAGACAAAUCCCAAAAGUGUCAUUAUGUAUAAAUGGCCUGAUUACAGUACAGAACUAUAUAGCUUCCAUAAUAAAGCGCAUCACAGUGUGAAAGUGUCUUAUCAACAGUAACAGUGCCAUGUAUACCCCUAAUAAAAGCUUUUAAUUCCAGCCUCA
Odocoileus virginianus texanus is the source of this 2640-nucleotide messenger RNA. It is a transcript of the gene LXN, whose product is annotated as latexin. The record is from RefSeq and is a predicted model, not a curated record. Lineage: Eukaryota; Metazoa; Chordata; Mammalia; Artiodactyla; Cervidae. Gene Ontology annotation, molecular function: metalloendopeptidase inhibitor activity.